Messenger RNA from Solea senegalensis (Senegalese sole), 2554 nucleotides. RefSeq names its product zinc finger GATA like protein 1 (gene zglp1). Gene Ontology annotation, molecular function: zinc ion binding; sequence-specific DNA binding. Gene Ontology annotation, cellular component: nucleus. NCBI's taxonomy places the organism in Eukaryota, Metazoa, Chordata, Actinopteri, Pleuronectiformes, Soleidae. Gene Ontology annotation, biological process: regulation of transcription by RNA polymerase II; spermatogenesis; oocyte development. The transcript has 5 exons. The record is from RefSeq and is a predicted model, not a curated record. Bases 140 to 1885 code for a protein of 581 amino acids.
UAAGUCUUCCUGGUCCAAAACACGAGUCGACCAUAGCAACCGGCCCCACCAUCGGUUUCAGAACAUCCCAGUGAGUAUAGAACACGAUCUGACUCUUCAUCUCUGAGCUGGUGAUCGAUCCCAUGGAUCAGAUGACACCAUGAGCACAGCACCAAGGACAAAAGCUACUUUUAUCCAAGGAAACCACCAGAGUACAGUAGAACAAGAGACCCCCCAAUCUGCACUCUUCUACCUUUUCCAAGAGGUGUCGAGGCUGGCAUCUCCCGUCCACAGCAGCUUCCUGGACACUAAUUCAUCCUCCAAAUGGCUUGGUGAGACGUCCAACCAGGAUACGUUCAUCGCUAAAAGGGAGGAAGAGGAUGCACAUUUAUUUCAAACUUUCAAUACUUCCUGUCAGCGCAGUGUGUCUGGUGUGUUGCCUUGUGAACGGGUAAACAUAAUGAAGGAGGAAAGUCACAGCAGCAUGGCAUCACCAUUGACUGAGCCACAUCUGGAAUUUAACAGUCCCUGGAAAGUGCUAAGUCUCAUCAACCUGCAGUGUGAGAGGCUCAUGUAUCGGAGCGACGCAGCGGAGUCGGGCCCGAGUUUAGUGUCACCAACAGCCAAGUCAUCAAGUGCUGCAGGAGGUGCUGAAGAACAGGGGGUUGUUUUUGGAAGUAACGCUGUUGACAACACAUUAAGACCAUCUCUUUUUAUCUGUAAGAGACAAGAAAUCUCAGCCUCUGUCAGUCAUGUGGGAGACAUGAGAGGAGACUGGAGUAGAGGAGCUAGUCAUCAUAAACCACAGUGGUUUGUGACAGAGUGUGAGGUAGGUUGUCUUGUUCAACCACAGCCUGGUGAAAAAACGACAGACACUGUUAUGCCAGAGCUGGUGAAGGAAGAUGCAACAGCAUCCUGUCGCCCUCAGCACAGAGACAAAAGAGAGGCCCUGUUCAGUGGGAACACACAAUCGACAUGGAACCAGGAGUGUAAGAAGCAGUGUAUCUCCACUGAAUUUUUAAAUAUACCCUUCUCUGAACGUGCUUUGUCACAAUCACACAUGCCCAGUGAAGCUAUGAGUGUAGAUCUGUCAAAGACAGCACCAACACUAGACUGCAAUGCUAAUGUUGUAGUGAUCACACAUUCCCAACGUGACACCCAGUCGUCACCUCGGAGCGCUGUCCUGCCUUCUUCACAGUCACCAUCAUGCAGUACAGAGCGUUGUCACCCAUUUUCACAAACAGAAAAGGAACUCACACAGUUUAAGCCAAUCAUUUCCACCGAGGAGAAGUCUUCUCCAACUGAACUGAAAUCCACAAGCUAUAAUGUGGCGUCUACCAAUUUGCAACCAGAACUCUGGCCAUUGGAAAAGGAGGAGAUAGCGCCUCAACCUUCCCAGAAGUGGAGAACCAAAACUCCAAGAAAACAACCUCAUCCCAGUCGAAGUGUUGACAUCCAAGACCCAGACAUCCGGGGUGUGACGUUCAGGAUGGGCCCAGAGCUGGACGACAGCAGGGAACAUUGUCGACUCCUCAUAACUUCAAAGUACAGCAAGGAGCUCUUCAAGAAUGCAAGAAAGCGUCGGCUGAGAACACGAGCGUUCCAGAAAACCUUUAAAACUAGCAGCUCCGAUGAGGAGAGUGACCCGACAGUCACAGUGUCCAAGGGUAAAGUCUGUGCAUCUUGCUGCACCAGGAAGACUCCCAUGUGGAGAGAUGCAGAGGAUGGGACCCCGCUCUGUAAUGCUUGUGGGAUAAGGUAUAAGAAGUACAGAGUACGCUGUGUCAACUGCUGGCAUAUCCCCAGGAAAGACGGUAACUCCAACUCCUGCUGCCUCAAGUGUGGAAACUUGGUGAGGCUGACCUCAGCUCAGCGGAAAACACACCACAUAGGGAACAAACACUGAGCAAAGAGGUUUUUUAAAAAAUCAAAAAAAAUCCACAUGUGACACAUCUGCACAAGACUAUAUAGUCUCUGUUCCUGUUGUGUUUUUGGUGCUCUCUAGUUCACUACAAAUGUGAGGGCAAAACAUUAGCCUCUUGUAAUUUUAUUACUUGUAUUGACUCGGGUAUUUGAAUACGUUUCACUGCCGCAGUGUUUCCUCUCAGACAAACAGAAUUCAUUCACUUCAACCCUAUGUUUGCUCUAAAUGUGUCGUUUACAUACAGGUAAAUAAAAUAUGACGGACAAAAAAUAUAUGAAAGUUUGUCUGAAAACAAUCUUGCAUGUGUACGUGACGCAUCUAUUUAACUUCUGUCAUACAUAUGCGAUAACAAAGUGCGACUAUAACAACUAUGCGCAUGCGGUGGAAAGUGAAGUCGUAAUUGUUGACAGUUUUCAAGUAAACGGCCUCAGUGUUGCUCGUGUGUGAUGGCCAGCUGUGUCCGAACAGCUGUGAUAUAAAAAGUUAAAACUGCAGCUAGAGCCCAGUGCUAUGUUCACUGUUAUUAACCGCUAAAUAAUUUACUUCCCUUGACCUUGACAGCAAGGCUGCCUGCCAUGUUCCCCAGACAAAUAUUUAGUUACAGCAAGUUAAAAUUAUUUAUUUUUGUUGUUUGUUUUUCUCCAUGUUUAU